This is a messenger RNA of Didymosphaeria variabile, 1086 nucleotides long. RefSeq lists its product as uncharacterized. The transcript is spliced from 2 exons. NCBI's taxonomy places the organism in Eukaryota, Fungi, Ascomycota, Dothideomycetes, Pleosporales, Didymosphaeriaceae. The record is from RefSeq and is a predicted model, not a curated record. Gene Ontology annotation, cellular component: CCR4-NOT complex. Bases 1 to 1086 code for a protein of 361 amino acids.
AUGAACACUGCCGCCGCCUUAACUCGAGCCGAGAUACACGCCCUCAGCGACGCCGACCGUUCAUGUGAGGACGCGAACCGACAGCUGGGACAAGCCGGCGCACACAGAGAUGCCGCGGAUUCAGGCAUAUUCGAAGAAUCGCUGAGGCUGAAGAACACGCUAGACGCGUAUGAAACCCAAGCCAAGUCCAAGCCCUCAUGGGAAGCACUUGCUGUGCUAGUAAACUGCGAAUACAGGCUCUACGUCCUCAACCAGACCACGCCGCUGCGCAACAACCCCUUCUUGUCACACUGGGUCGAAGCUGUUCAGAGGCUAGGAACGCCAUCGGCACAGAACGAUGCAAAAGUACAUGACUCUAUAACCAGCGAUGAGGUCAACACAGUGCGCAUGGAGCUUAUCAAGGCGCUGGUGCAGUCGCGUAACCCUUCGCAAUUUGCGCGCGCAAGCCCACGCCAACUACACAACAACUAUGUUGAGUUGCGGCAGACGUCCCUCUUCAACAUGAGAACGUAUGUGCGCAUGCUCGAGGAAGAAGGCAUCUACGAGCGCACGCCCGAGCCCGACGGCGACUCCCCCAAGAGCACCGCCUCGUCGCCCGCGAAGCACUCUGCCGGAAAGCUGAACGAGUUUCAGCGCUGGAAGCUGGGCAUGCUUUCGAGGUUAGAAACCGAGCCUGAGCACGCAAUCCCAGAGCUCACACACCUCCCUAUAGAGCUAUCUUCCCUCGACUUCCUAACCACGCUGCUGCAAGAGAACACGCUGCAGGCGCUGAACAUCGAGCCGGCGCCCGUGAUCGCAGACUACAUACAGCACGCGCUGCGGACGAUGGAGCAGAUGGGUCGAGGCCCUGGCGAGACUGGCGCCGCGGAAGCGGAGGCGGAGGUCUUGUUGGAGAGUGGACGGGAGGCGCAGACAAGGGCCGUCAAGUUGUUGCUGCUUUUCAUGCGAAAUCUCAUUCGCAAGGCUCUGUUGCCGCUCGAAUCGAUUUACUUUGAGAUUCAGGAGAUUUGCGUUAGGUAUGUAUGGAUCAGAGAAGUGAGGGGACUUCAGAGCUUUUGUGGAAGGAGUUGGAGAGGAACGCGAUGA